Molecule: messenger RNA, 935 nt
Organism: Diceros bicornis minor
Lineage: Eukaryota; Metazoa; Chordata; Mammalia; Perissodactyla; Rhinocerotidae
Exons: 1
Coding region: 59-928 (289 amino acids)
Source: RefSeq, a predicted model, not a curated record
GGGCUCUUGGGGGGCCUGGCUCAGAGACAUCGGGUGGACGUAGGCCUCCCCAACACCAAUGAGCUCCCCCUCCCAUACCCCUAAUCCAUCCCCUACCCAGUCCCCCUCCCAGUCUCGUUCCAAUAACAUUGUUACCUCUUCCAACCAGCAGCCCCACUCUGGCUCCCGGGACCCGGCCCCUUCCCCAUCCCCCCCCCGGGGGUCUUCCUCUCGGCCCCCCUCUCAUACUCCCACCCCAAACGCCUCACAACCCUCUUCCCGAGCUUCCUCCCUGACCCCUAGCCCUCAUACCCAACAUGUGCCUCGAGGGUCUGCCCAAACCCCCACUCCACCCACCUCCAAAUCUCCCUCCCAAUCUGGCUUGAAAACCCUCUCUAGAAACUCUUCCCAAACCCCCGCUGUGCCUGUUGCCAGGUCCCCCUUCCAGAGCCCUGCCACCUCAGCCUCCUACAUCGGGCCAGUUUGGAGCAUCCCGUCCUACAUCGCCCCCUACGUGCCCCGCUUCCUGAAGGAGCCCCCCUUUUUCCAGCCCCCUACAGCACCGCUUCCCCUAAACCAGUGCUGCCCCUGCCCCUGCCCCUCCCCCGUUCGCGAGCGCCCCCCGCCCCCCGAGUCGCUCUACUUCCCUCUCCUGCCCCCCCCUCCCGUCCACCCCGGGGGCAGCUGCUCCUACCCGACGCCCCCCGCCCUGUUCACGCCGCCUUCCUCGCUCUCCUACUGCCCACCCACCGAGGUCCUGGUGAGCGGAAAGCCGCACGUGGUGCCCACCGUGCUGCCGGCCACCUUCUACACUCCCUUCUCCCGCUACUUCGCCCAGCCCCGCCCGUACCGGUCCCCGCCCCGCCGCCGCCCCAGCGUCCUCCCCUCGCCCCCCCACGCGCAAUACGAUGGCGCGGGCCGCUCUGUCCACUUCUUUCGUGGGUCCUAGGCCUCAG